UGUAGGCAAAUAUCUACAUUGAUACGGAUAAAAUUUGAUAUAGAUAUUAGAUACAUAACACAGAUAAAUAUUCUCGUAAGAUCACUUGCGUGUUUUCCUUAGUUUUUAGCAUUAUUGUAUCGACAUGAAGUGCUUGUUGCUAUUAGCAGGUGUUACUUUGACCCUGGGCGCCGUACACAGGUCAACUGCUCGCGACUUUUACGCAGAAGACCGUGCGGAUGGAGGAUACACUCUCAAGGCAGACUCUGAAGAUGGUAGUACCACCAUUCUGGGUCACAUUGGUCGCAAGGUAUCCGUUGACGAUGACGAAGUAACCUUCCACCUAGACUCCGAGUACGACGAGGCAAGCGGAGGUUUCAAGCUGAGCAUACACUGGGAUGGGCCCCGAGAUACAAUCUUUGAAGAUUGCUACGAUUUUGGAAAUAAACAAUGGUACGGAGGUCCUGAACAAAAAGAACAGCACUGGCCAAUACAAAAGAGUAAAAUACAAAAAUACUCCAUAAUUUCCAAGGAAGAUGACAACGCUGCCAUAUCAGAAAGAUACUGGCUUAACUCCGAUGGCUGGUACAUCUACGUACAACCGGAUGUACCUCUAUUCGUAGACCAUCAUAAUAUACUUGACAACCAUAUCUGCUUCAUCGCGGAAGUCGCCGAUCCCUACUCCUUGCAGCGUACCCACAAUGUCCUUAAAUACGACAUAUGGUUUUUCGAUAAUCCUAAAAUUGCUCAUCAGCAUGCCAUCAAAACCUAUCUGGGCAAACCCUCAGGAAUUCCUGACUAUAGAAUGAUCCAGUACCCAAUUUGGUCAACUUGGGCAAGAUACUCUCGGGAAAUAAAUCAAGAAUUACUUUUGAAGUUCGCUAAUGAAAUAGCAAAUAGCGAAUUCCCGAAUGCCCAAUUCGAGAUCGACGAUUUGUGGGAAGUCUGUUAUGGAUCGCUUACCGUUGACGAGAGAAAGUUACCUGAUUUCAAACAAUUAGUUCAAGAUAUUAAAAACCUAGGUUUUAGAGUUACAAUCUGGGUGCAUCCAUUCAUCAACAAAGAUUGUGACCCGUGGUACACAGAAGCUUUGGAAAAUGGUUACUUAGUCCUCAACGAAGCAGGCAGCCCUGACACGUCAUGGUGGAACAACAACGGCUCUGUCCCCGGGUACAUAGACUUCACCAACUCCAAGGCAGCUGCCUGGUACACGAACAGAAUUCGUAAUCUCAUCGAAACAUAUAACAUUGACAGCUUGAAAUUUGACGCCGGCGAAUCCAGCUGGUCUCCACAGAUUCCAGUACAAGAAGGCGAUAUCGAUCUACACCCUGGUCAUUUUUUAUAUAUAUAUAUAUAUAUCAUAAAAAAUCAUUAACCUGGUUUCGCAAUCUUCAGAACGCAAGAUCUCCCGGUUUUCGUUCGUAUGGUUGACAAAGACACGCUAUGGGACUUUAACAACGGCUUGGCUACGUUGAUCACCACACUUCUUCAAAUGAAUCUGAACGGCUACACGCUGGUGUUGCCAGAUAUGAUCGGGGGUAACGGAUAUAAUGAAAAGCCCAGCAAAGAGCUGUUCGUGAGGUGGCUACAGGCUAACGUGUUUAUGCCAACGUUACAAUAUUCCUUCGUGCCGUGGGAUCACGAUGAUGAGGCGGUAGAGAUCUGCCGUCGGUACACGGCUCUACACGCAGAAUACGCAGACGUUAUCGUAGAAGCUAUGGAGGCUUCCGUGAGGGACGGUACUCCCGUCAACCCGCCCAUUUGGUGGUUGGACCCCACCGAUGAACACGCUCUCGCCAUCUGGGAUGAAUUCCUUCUGGGUGAGAGAUUGCUCGCCGCCCCCGUGGUGGAACAAGGAGCUACAUCCCGGGACGUGUACCUACCGCGGGGCUUAUGGCGAGAUGGCACUACUGGGCAGAGCUAUUCCGGCCCUACCUGGCUAUUGGACUACCCAGCACCUUUGGACACUCUGCCGUAUUUUAUUCUGGAAGAUUAAAUGGACAUAAAAUAUUGUUGAUAAAUAACGGUUAUACCUAUAUUUUUCUGAUGUCAUACAUUUCAAUAAAGUUACGAUAUGUCUAAAAUCAUUAAUAAUUUGUGAA
This is a messenger RNA of Galleria mellonella (greater wax moth), 2081 nucleotides long. Its product is annotated as myogenesis-regulating glycosidase-like. The record is from RefSeq and is a predicted model, not a curated record. NCBI's taxonomy places the organism in Eukaryota, Metazoa, Arthropoda, Insecta, Lepidoptera, Pyralidae. The transcript is spliced from 9 exons. Gene Ontology annotation, biological process: carbohydrate metabolic process. Gene Ontology annotation, molecular function: hydrolase activity, hydrolyzing O-glycosyl compounds.